Messenger RNA from Astyanax mexicanus (Mexican tetra), 3968 nucleotides. It is a transcript of the gene inhbb, whose product is annotated as inhibin subunit beta B. Gene Ontology annotation, biological process: SMAD protein signal transduction; BMP signaling pathway. The record is from RefSeq and is a predicted model, not a curated record. Bases 1130 to 2293 code for a protein of 387 amino acids. The transcript is spliced from 2 exons. Gene Ontology annotation, molecular function: cytokine activity; growth factor activity. NCBI's taxonomy places the organism in Eukaryota, Metazoa, Chordata, Actinopteri, Characiformes, Acestrorhamphidae. Gene Ontology annotation, cellular component: extracellular region.
ACAUGAGCUGCUAAUCACGGGUUGGAGUGGCUCCAUGAGCCGCAGCUGAUGCUCUCUCUCCGUGAGCCUUAAGCUCUUCUGUUCUCCAGUUGGCGGAGCGCCCCACGUGGUUCCAAGUAUAUAAAAAACUUCCAGCAGAGAGUGAGGUGCUUCAGUGUCGUGAUUGCGAGCGAGUGCAGCUUUUCUGUUGGGAGGACAACAUUCUCUCUUUCCUCGCGCACACACACACACACACACAUGCGUACACUCGCAUAGACUAUACACGCAAAUACGCACGUAGCCUACGUAGCGCACAAAGGACAGAGAAGCUGGGAAUUCCUUGCCUUCCUUCAUUCAGACAGAGCACCAGAGACCAGAGACGAGGAGAAGGAGGAGGAGGAGGAGGAGAAACAUCAUCCUCAGAGACCCUGGAAAGUUGCCUCACAACUUUUGCUUCAGAACUUCUUUCUAAAGGAACUUCAGAACCUUUCGUCUAAAGGGACUUACUUCCAUAUAACCUACUAAGCUCACAAGUUACGCACGCUCAACCUGCGCACAGGUCUCUCAAUCAUCUCCACUCUUCCACACGCCGUGAUCAAGGAAGGAAGCUGCAGCUGAUGCCAGGCUUGCUUCCGCGAGCCCCAGCGCGCUUCUUCUCAUGUGUCUCCUCUAUAGCAGCCACGUAGGACCGAGCUCGAGUUCGGAUGCUGGAAGGAGGAGAAGAAGUGAAGAAGCUGCAUCUCACUCUGCUGCGGACCUGCUGCCUCCUCCAUCCUCUUCCUCUAGCAGCGGCGACGCACAGAGCCAUUGGAGCCCCCAGCAUCAAGAUCCCACCUGCUGUCGGUCAGUGAUACACACGCUCCUCCUCUCCAGCAGGAACUAACUAACGUUACUUUGUGGAACUCACUUUUGGAAGAAGUGUGGAAGAAAAAAAAAACAGAUCCUCUCUUUCUCUCUCUUUUUUUUUUUUGAACAUCUCAGCGCGUAAAAAAAUCCUGCUGCUGGAUAUGCAGUAGCCUAUGUGAGUCGUGAGUCGUGAGCGCACGCGCACGCGCAACCAGCACAUCUCCAAAGAACCAAAGCAGCACAAGCCAGCAGCACAGAUCAGCAGAAACAAGCAGAUACAGAACAAAACACAAACAACACAAAGAUGAGUCUAAGCUUGAGUCUAACCGUGCCCGUGGCCUGCGUCCUGCUCUGCCUCGUGAUCUCCAUAAACUGGGCUCAAGCUCAAGCCCAGGAGUCGUGCGCCUCGUGCGGGCUCGGACGUCCGGACGACUCGGACCGGGUGGACACGGACUUCGUAGAGGCCGUCAAGAGGCACAUCCUGAGCCGGCUGCAGAUGCGGCAACGGCCCAACAUCACGCACCCCAUCCCCAAGGCCGCCAUGGUCACGGCGCUCAGGAAGCUCCACGCGGGCAAAGUGCGCGAGGACGGCAGGGUGGAGAUCCCCCACCUGGACGGACAGGCGGCCUACGCCAACGAGGUGCAGGAGGAAACAUCGGAGAUCAUCAGCUUCGCGGAGACAGAUGACUCAACAUUGUCCAAGUCAUCCCUCUUUUUCCUGAUCUCCAACGAGGGGAACCAGAACCUGUACGUGCAGCAGGCCAACCUGUGGCUGUACUUCAAGCUGUUGCCUGGAGGUCCAGAGAAAGGCCUGCGGCGGAAGGUGACGGUGAAGGUGCACUACCAGGAGCCGUCCAGUCAAGGCGGAGGCCGCUGGCCGCUGGUGGAGAAGCGCGUGGAGUUGAAGCGCAGCGGAUGGCAUACCUUUCCUUUGUCUGAGGCGGUGCGGGCAGUGCUGGGGAAGGGAGGCCGGAGGCAGGACCUGGAUGUGCGGUGUGAAGGUUGUGAGGCGGCCAGUGUGGUUCCCAUUCUGGUGGACCCCGCCGACCCCUCGCACCGGCCGUUCCUGGUGGUGCGCGCCCGACAGGCUGACGGCAAGCACCGCAUCCGCAAGCGAGGCCUGGAGUGUGACGGAAGCAACGGCGGCCUGUGCUGCAGGCAGCAGUUCUACAUCGACUUCCGCCUCAUUGGUUGGAACGACUGGAUCAUCGCUCCCGCCGGCUACUACGGGAACUACUGCGAGGGCAGCUGUCCUGCCUACAUGGCCGGCGUGCCCGGCUCGGCCUCGUCCUUCCACACGGCCGUGGUAAACCAGUAUCGCAUGAGGGGAAUGAGCCCAGGCUCGGUGAACUCCUGCUGCAUCCCCACAAAACUCAGCACCAUGUCCAUGCUCUACUUCGACGAUGAGUACAACAUCGUCAAGCGCGACGUCCCGAACAUGAUCGUGGAGGAAUGUGGCUGUGCCUGAGGGAGCGCAGUGAAGUGUAGACUUUGCGCUGCAUCAAAGAACAUUACAAAACAGCGACAGACAUAUUUAUGGUCCGUGUGUACCACAUGCAUAUAAAUAUGUGUUAUUAUAUGUACACUCAGAACAAGUACAAUCACGCACCAGAGUGUGUGCAUGAAGCAGUGGGUGGUUCGUCAGAUACGUGACGGAGGAGCCAUUCGGUCCUAUCUUACGAACACAAAGGCAAAAGGCAUUGGAAUGAGAAGGGAAAAGUUAUCACCAAAAGUUUGCUUUUUUCUAGUUUGCCAUUUCUAGACUUAAAAAAAAUGGCAUGUGCCCUCUCCCGUCCUCUCCGACUGCGAGGGAAGAGAGGGACAUGUCUGACUUUACCUGUGCAAAACAGGUAAUCAGCUGGUUUUGCCCAUUGGUAUGAGUACUUAGCAACAACCAUUCCAGGACUGGUGAAAAAAAAAAGCACUGACAUAUCAAAUGUCCUACACACUUCAGAACAUCAGCACUUCUACAGCAUUUCAAAGACUUUUCAGUGACCAAUCAUCCCACUGGACAACUUCAGUGACCGUGGAUGACGGUGUCACCUCACAUGAUCCUCAAGGCAUCCUCACUGCCAUGGCUGAAAUGACGUGCGGCACUGUUACAUAUCAAUCGGGUAGGCUGAAUGCUAAACUGCAAGUGGCCUCUUGGAUGACGCCUGAAUCGGCACGCGUGAAAACUGUUUGUCUCGCCCCGCUGACGCGCACAUGUCCACGCUGCAGACUGCUGAACCAAGGGAGGGAGGUCUAACAGGUGAAGUACGAUGUUCUAACUCUCUGGCUGUGAACUUCAGUGGCUCAUAAAUGCUGUCAGCACCAUGUGCUCUGUGGAGGCGUCAUCGUACUGACCAGCUGGCAGCACAGCACUUGCGAAAGCGCUCGAAAUGCACAAUUCAAAAGCACUUGCGUAUCGAAAUGCCUUCAAAAGGGUUCUCGAGAGGUGCGCCUACCCACACUCCUAGUCCUAUUAAAAUAUAAAGUGCCGCAUGAGCUAUGCAAUGUAUAGAAAUUGUGAUCCGUGUCAGACUGAGCGUUUUUUCCGUCUUUGUCUUUUGCUAAUCUUUAACUCUGUAUCAAUACUUGAAAUGUGAUCUUUCGCUUGCUUUCCAAAGCGGGUGAUUGUUUUUAAAAAAAAAACAUUUGCACUGAAAAGUUGCGGAAUUCAUUAAGAGAACGAGAAAUGAGAAAAAGACAAAAAACUGCCAUUGAGAAAAAAAUAUAAACCUUAUUUUUAUAGUAGUACACAGAAAUUUGUGAAAGAUGUAUGAACCUAAUAAUGGAACCAAAGAGGCCAAUAUUUUAGCUAUUAUAAUACGGUGGCAAGGCCAUUAAAAUAUGUGUAAAAUAAUUGUUGAUCCUUUUCAAGAGGCCUAAUCACUGUAUCAGGGUACAACGACAUGGAUUCCAUUUUAGCUCAUGUUUCUUUAUUUGUUUUUAUUUUAUUUUUUGUGUGUAUGUUUUUUUUACUUUGUACAGCAAACAUACAGAACAGACUUUUCACCUUUAAUUUCUUGGUUUUCUAUUUAAUAAAACUUAUUUCUAGCUUAUUAGUUCAACAUGUCAUCUCUGUACAGUUUAUGUAAAAAUAAAAAUAUGCUUUCUUAAAUAUUUUGUAACUUUAAAAUAAAUUCUUACUCUGCAUCAUA